Malaya genurostris is the source of this 2891-nucleotide messenger RNA. It is a transcript of the gene Saf-B, whose product is annotated as SAFB-like transcription modulator. Gene Ontology annotation, cellular component: nucleus. Gene Ontology annotation, biological process: regulation of transcription by RNA polymerase II; regulation of mRNA processing. Gene Ontology annotation, molecular function: sequence-specific DNA binding; RNA binding. The record is from RefSeq and is a predicted model, not a curated record. The coding region runs from base 118 to 2547 and encodes 809 amino acids. NCBI's taxonomy places the organism in Eukaryota, Metazoa, Arthropoda, Insecta, Diptera, Culicidae. The transcript is spliced from 8 exons.
AUCCAACAGUCGAUCCUUACGGAUGUGAGAAGUCCAGUGCGAAGCUUAGUGAAUUCGGCUUUUUAAUAGUAUAAAGGAAAACGUUGCUUUUGUGAUUUUGCAGACAGUGAAUAAAUCAUGUCAGAUACGGUGGAAAAACGAAAGAUUAAUGAACUGCGAGUAGUCGAUCUUAAACAGGAACUAGAAAAACGUGGAAAAGAUGGCAAUGGAGUAAAAAAUGUGCUAAUUGAACGUUUGACUCAGGUUCUUAAAGAUGAGAAACAGAAUCCUGAUACUUAUGAAUUCGAGAUUGUAAUUACGGGAAAAACUCCGGCCAAAAAAGGUAAACCCGGAGCUGGAGGCAAAGAGGAUGGUUCUGCCACGGCUGGUGAUGCAAAUGGUAAUGAAGAUGCUGAUGGAAAUUCGGACGUUAUAAUAGUGUUGGACGAUUGCAAUACAGAUAAUGCUUCGGAUGGAAAAUCAGCCACGGAAGAAAAAAAGAAGGAUGGAACAGCCCAGUCUGUAACGACCAACGGAAACGCGGACAAGAAUGGCAAAGACGACACUAAAGAAGCGGACAACGAAGAUUCACUCAAUUUGACUAUUGGCGAAGAAGAUGAGAAGCUGCUUCAUGACGAUAGCAAUGUUGAAAACGACAAGAAAGGUGUCAAUGCCGGAAAAGGAUCUGUUAAAACAGCUGAAACCAAUUCUACUGACGGUAAUAAAAAGGGAGAUAACACAAGUGAGAAAACUGGGACGCCGAAAGAUGAUCAAGAGAGUGGCAGCAAGUCAUCAAUUGCAAAAUCUACCGAUUCCAAGUCGAAAUCGUCGCCGACUUCAAGUGAAAAGUCUUCAACUGUGUCCCGUAAUCUCUGGGUAUCGGGACUGUCAUCACUGACCCGUGCUACUGAUCUGAAGUUGAUUUUCUCCAAAUACGGCAAAGUAAUCGGAGCAAAGGUAGUCACGAACACCCGUACGCCAGGGACUCGCUGCUAUGGUUACGUGACGAUGGCAUCGGCCAAGGACGCAACAGAAUGCAUCACCAAUCUACACCGGACCGAAUUACACGGACGUAUGAUUUCAGUUGAACGAGCCAAGUCUGAUUUGGGACCAGCGAAGCCCGCCGGAAGUAGUGGUGAAUCCAAGACGGCAACAACCACCAAAUCGGAUGAGAAUGCCGAUGCUGGCAAAGUUAAGGAAAGAGAAGAAAAGAAAGAAGACAACGGCAGCAGAUCGAGCAGUGAUCGUCAUCGGUCAUACCACAGAAGCCGGUCCCAGUAUCGUGGCAGAUCGCCUGUUCGUUCGCGGUCACCAUAUCGCGGCAAAUCCCAGGUUCGCGGAAGAAGUCAAUUUAGAGACGAGAAACCUAGGGAGGAUAGAAUUAAAGAUGACGACAAGACCGAGAAAAAUAAAGAUGAUAUUGCGAAGAAAGACGCUGAACAAUCUUCACGUGAUCGCCAUGACCGAGAUGGAGAUCGUCGGGAUGGCCAACGCAGUCGCGAUCGGGAGCGUGAGGUUUUGUCGUUGCAGAAAAUACGCGAAGAACGUGAUCGCCAACGGCUGCGGGAAAAAGAACGUCAACUGCGUGAGGAAGAACGUCGUCGCCGGGAGAUGCGUGCUCGCCAGCGGGAAGAGGAAGCGAUGUUGCGACGUGAACGAGAGAAGCUAGCCAUUGAGCGGGCUCGCAUUGAAAAGGAGAAGGCCGAUCUGCUGCGCAUCGAACGCGAGCGCCAGAAGUUGGAACGUGAGAAGAUUGAGCUCGAGCGGUUGGAACUGAAGCGCCAGCAAAGGAAGAUUGAGGAGGCGAAACGGAACCUAAAGCGACCAUCCACGGACCAUGCACACUUUGAUGACGAUCGGAAACGUACAACAACAUCAGACAGGCGGUUUGAAGCACCUCCUCCGCCUUCGAUUUCAGUUUCUGGUCGCGGAACGUAUCCUUCGACCGGAGACAAAAAGCGCCUGGACGAUUAUCCGUCAUCGAAACGUGACGAUUACGUAUCCAAACGGGACGAGUAUAAAUCGCGGGAUGAUUACAAACAACGAUCAGUUGACGAUUAUCGCCGACCGGACAAUUUCAAGCGUAACGGUGGAGUAAUCGACGACUAUAAGCGAGAUAUGGAUAGGCCAAUAACGUCGAUUGAUUCUCGCUAUUCCGACCAGCGAUCUGGCAAUCCCGGUAACAUUGGUGACUACCGUGGUAGUGGUGGCCCUCGAGACGAUCGUGAUCGUAACGGACCUGUACAGAAGUCACGCUACAUGGAUCCUGUUGAGAACCGAUAUUCUGAUCGUUCUGGUGGUAGUGGAAGUAGUGGACCGUGGCAUAACAAUGCCGCACCACUACAGAUGAGCAUGGGACCAAGUAUUAACAAUGAUGGCUGGCGUAUGGAUAAUGGUCAGGAUAGGUACGAUCGAACUUACAAUGAAAGGAAAGCACCACAAAUGAACGCAGGUCCAUUUAUGGAUCCCAUCCGACAGAGUCAGUUCAUAGGUGGUGGCGGUGGUGGGCGCCCGCAGGACAGAUACGGUGCUCCCGUAUCUGGACGAUUUGAUAAUGGUCGAUACUAAUAAGAAUUACACUAAAACAGUGUAAUAUUAAGUUCUAAGGCGUAAUAUAACCAGUUAGCCGGUUAGUUGGAACUGAAAUGGUAGAGUUCAUGCACUAUUAUAAACUUAGGCUCAGUUCAAGCUAGUGUAAUUCAUAUACUAAGUGCAGUCGAGAAUGCGAUGAGAUUAAAGAAUAACUACCGUUCAUAUUGUAUUACGUGUGGAAAUCUCAUUGCUGUGACAUACAUUCUUUACUUUUCUCGACGACAUUGAUGUGUGGUUAUUUGGUUGAUGUAAAAUUUUCCUUCGAUCGUAAUUAUCAUUUUAAGAAAUAUGAUAGACAAAUAAAACAGAGAAAAAAACAA